Molecule: messenger RNA, 5020 nt
Organism: Passer domesticus (house sparrow)
Lineage: Eukaryota; Metazoa; Chordata; Aves; Passeriformes; Passeridae
Gene: MELTF
Product: melanotransferrin
Exons: 15
Coding region: 1725-3938 (737 amino acids)
Biological process (GO): iron ion transport
Cellular component (GO): recycling endosome; extracellular region; plasma membrane
Source: RefSeq, a predicted model, not a curated record
CUCUUGCUGGCCCAGUGAAGGCAUUGUGGGUUUUCUUCUUCCCUGAUAACCCAACUAUUUGUAGUUGCUAUACAGGCACAUACUUGAUGAAGUAUUUGAUACCCUCUAUUGUUAUUGUAAGUUAUAUUAUUUCCUUGUUGGCAUUUUUGCUGAAUUAUGCUGAAAACUAGGUUAAGAAAUUUAAUAUCUCCUUAAAGCACAGAUACUCAGAGUUAAGAAUGAAGUAGGAAAAUUAUCUAAAUUCUGGUGAACUGCGCUCGUGUGAUUGUUUAUAGGGGGCUGUGUUUGGAAUAGACCUCUUGUACAAAAAGGCUGCUCCUCUGCCUUCUGAACCAUUCCCAUAGCAGAUCCACAGGAGAGACCUGAUAGAUUCGUGUUUUACUAAUCCUGCCCUUGCAGUCUUAAGUGACUGGUACUAGGACUGUCUUGUCAUCUGUAAAUGAAUGUAAGCCCUUCUGCAAACAUCAGGAUGCAAACAUCUCUCCCCGAUGUUAAUCUGGCCAGUAGGAAGGGCACAGGAAGGAUCUGAGCAAUGGGUCCUUGAAAACAUUUGGAAAUACUCCAGUGGCACCAGGUUAUUCUUUAACAUUUAAGACAACAAAGGGACAGUUCUUGGUCUAGGAAGCCAAGAAUCAGAGUUCAGCCAUAAGGUUUUGCUUGGGAAGAAAGUCUGGAGGGAUCAAUCUCUAUAUUUUGAAAUUCUAAACUUGAAAUAGCAAUUGACUCAUGUGUUGUCUUACAGGUGCUAGUCAGAGUUAGAGCUGGCAUCCUGCCCACCUGCAGUCGGGUAGCUGAUGAGUGCUGGAGGCAUCCUGCCACACUCCUGGCCACACAGGCUGGUGGGGGAUACACAGAACUUUGUGGUUCAUGCCCUUCCUGGUGUGAGGACUCUAUUUCUGAGCAGCUUUUACCUAAACAAGAUGUUACAGGCAGCUGCAGUUCAUUGACUAAUAAGAAAUUAAUAACUGGGCAGCACAAAUGAGGGUUGCUCUGUGAAAGUUUCACUAAAAUUCACAGCAGCUUUUAACAGAGCUAUUGUCAGCAGUUUUGAUUCUUUCUGGGAGAGAAUCCUUCCUGGGCCUUCUCUUAAACCUUAAAAUAAGUCAGAAUGAUUCAACUGUUUUAUAGCAAUUGCUGUUAAAUUUCAGGAAAUAUGCACUUAGCAUGUGCUGUACUGCCUGUAGAGUGCACAGGUUUGCUGUUGUUAGAGCCUGGGCUUCUGAUGAUGGCUUUAAGCAAUUUGUGACAAUGCUGAGAAUGUGGCAUCGAGUGACUGUCUACUCUGCCAGAUAAACUGCUUACCUUGAAUCUCCUCCUGCUUCCCGAGCCCCGGGCACAGGGCAUGCACAGAUCUCAGUGAGGAUGGGUUCCACAGCCCUGCCCCACCGCUGUGUGCGGUGUGUAACAGUUCAUUGACUGAAGUCUGUGGGUGGUGCCAAGGCAGUAGCGACCUCAUUGGUGCCUCAGAUAUGUUGCAAUUUCCAGGUCUGAUGUUUUUUUCCAAGUGUACAGGCAGUGUGAGGAGAGGCAUGCUUUCUUUUCCUGUAGUCAUUACGAGGUGACGCGUGUCGAGGUGAGCAGGGCUUAUCGUUGAACAGAGCGCAUCAGCAAUUGAAAGCAGCUGAUUUUCACCUAAGACCAGGCUGGAGAGAGCACUCUUGCAGGAGCCUUGAUCUCUGGGAGUUCUGAAGGCUGAAAGAAUCACAGAUCCUAAAGCUUUCACCAUGAAGAGCUCCAGAAAUGUUUUCUAUCUUCUCUUCUUUCAUGCUGCUCUCGGCCUGGAGCGUGUCCGGUGGUGCACGGUGUCUGAACCAGAACUUUCCAAGUGUAAUGACAUGAGCAAGGCCUUUAGUGAGGCUGGCAUCCUUCCCCCUCUGGAGUGUACAGCAGGGGGGUCAGCUGCUAACUGCACCCAGAUGAUCAAGGAUGACUUGGCAGAUGCAGUGACCCUGGAUGGCCGUUUGAUUUUCCAGGCUGGAAGGGAGCAUGGUCUGAAACCUGUGGUUGGGGAAGUAUAUGAUCAAGAGAUUGGAACUUCCUAUUACGCUGUGGCUGUGGUCAAGAGAAGCUCCAACAUCACCUUGGAGAGCUUGAAGGGAGCGCGCUCGUGUCACACCGGCAUCAACCGGACUGCGGGCUGGGACGUGCCCGUGGGCUACCUCACUGACACUGGGCACCUGGCACCCAUGGGCUGUGACCUGCCAAAAGCUGUGAGUGACUAUUUCAAUGCAAGUUGUGUUCCUGGAGCAAAUGGUGUGAACUAUCCCAAAUCCCUCUGUCAGCUCUGCAAAGGAGACUCAGAAGGACAGAACAAAUGUGAACUAAAUUCCCAAGAGCAAUACUAUGACUACAGUGGAGCUUUCAGGUGUUUGGCUGAAAAUGCUGGAGAGGUUGCUUUUGUGAAGCACAGCACAGUGCCUGAAUAUACAGAUGGGAGGAGCCUUUCUUCCUGGGCCCAGCGGCUGCGCUCCCGCGACUUCCAGCUGCUGUGCCGCGAUGGCCGGAGAGCCGACGUCACCGAGUGGAGAAGCUGCCACCUGGCCCGAGUCCCCGCUCGGGCCGUGCUCGUGCGGCCUGACACAGACGGGACAGUUCUCUUCCAGCUCCUAAACCAGGGACAACAAAGAUUUAAUGGGGUGGGCGCCAAGUUUCAGAUGUUUGACUCUGCAGUCUACGGCGCCCAAAAUCUCCUGUUCCGAGAUGCCACCACAGAGCUUGUUGCAAUCACAGCUCAGAAUUACCAGGCAUGGCUGGGUGAUGAGUAUCUUCGUGCCAUGCAAGCUCUGAGCUGCAACCCCAACGCAAUGCCAGAAAGCCUGAACUGGUGUGUUGUAUCCACCGAGGAGAUUUGGAAAUGUGGUGAAAUGGCUGUUGCCUUUAGAAAAAAGAAUUUGAAACCAGCAAUUCAGUGUAUUUCAGCCAAGACAAAGGAAGAGUGCAUGGAGCUGAUCCAGAAAAAGGAAAGUGAUGCUGUAGUUCUGGGUGGAGCUGAUAUUUACACAGCUGGCAAGACGUAUGGCCUUGUACCAGCUGCUGGAGAAAGUUACUCUGCUGAUGACAGCAGCAAUGCAUACUAUGCUGUGGUGUUAGUGAAACGAAAUCUGUCCAAUGCAUUCACCAUCAGUGACCUGAGAGGGAAGAAGUCCUGCCACACAGGACUGGGGAGAAAUGCUGGAUGGAAUAUUCCCAUUGGUGUACUAAUUAAGAGGGGGAUUAUUAAGAACAGAGACUGUAAUAUUCCUCAAGCUGUGAGUGAGUUUUUCUCUGCCAGCUGUGUGCCCUCAGCUGAGCAGGACAAUUACCCAGCAAAGCUCUGUCAACUGUGUAUCGGGGAUGAGAGUGGAAACAACAAAUGCAGUGCAAGCAGCCAAGAACGUUACUACAGCUACAGUGGAGCCUUCAGGUGCCUGGUAGAGGAUUCUGGGGAUGUGGCCUUUGUGAAGCACUCGACAGUGUUUGAGAACACAGAUGGUAAAAACACUGCUAGUUGGGCCCAGAAGUUGAAGUCCAGUGAUUUCCAGUUACUGUGUCCCAAUGGUGCCCGUGCUGAAGUCACCCAGUUUGCUGAUUGUCACCUGGCCCAGGUGCCAGCUCAGGCUGUUAUGGUUCACCCAGAUGUCAAUGUUUUUGCUCUAUAUGGACUAUUGGACAGAGCCCAGGUCUACUUUGGAAAUAGCAGCAAUGGAAAUGGAUUCAAAAUGUUUGAGUCUUCAACUUUUCAGGGAAAAGACUUGAUUUUUAAGGAUUCUACUGUUGAGAUUGUGCCAGUGAAAGAGAGGAGAACAUACACAGAAUGGCUGGGGAGUGAAUAUAUUGAGUCCCUUGAAGGGCUGCAAACACCCCAGUGCUCUGGGGCAGGCAAUAGGAUAACACAAUACUCAUUCAUGGCUACUGUCAUUCCCCUCCUUGCUCUGUGUCAGAUACAGGGCUUGGACUAGCACAGUCCAAGUGGAACUUCCAGGCCAUCUCUGCCCUGCCACCUUCUCUUCAGAAAAGCUGCUGUCUGGAUAACAUGCUGUGCUACCAUGUGAAUGCCUCUUCUGCCUCCUUGCAGGGCAAGUGCCAACAGCAUCUGCUCAUCAGGGAGUAGGGUAGAGCUGGAAGCUGCCCCUGUCUGUGGGGAUGGGGUGGAAUUUGGGGCAGAAACCAGCAAUACAGUAUCAACAUGGUUUACAAGAUCAAUCUAAAACUGGAGCAUCUCUGCCAUUGUUGCUGAUAUUGAACCACCCAGGAUUCCCAAGAACUGUUAGAUGGAUUCUGGGUUUCUGAUCUGUAGAAGAAUUUCUUGGAAGGCAAUGUCAAAACUCUGGUCUAGUGGAUUCUCUCCCUAGUGCCUCCUGGCUGGCUAUGCUCACUCCACAUCCCUGCUUUACCCAUCCUGCUUUGUUUCUCCUGAGCUCUGCUGCCACAGAGGUAAGUGCACAGAGAAUGGACAGUCUGUGAAUAAAGACCAGCCCAUCUUUUGCCAUGGACAAAGUCUUCUACCUUCCAGCAGAAGAAAGUAGGGGAAAUUUCCAAAGUCACUGGAUGAAAAAGAAGCUCUGAGAGACUGGAAGGGGGAUUACCCUUUGAGAGAAAAGAACAAAGCCAAACGUGAGCAUCCACUGAGCUUAUUGACUUUCCACACCAAGUGCUCUCAUGGCUGGCCAGAGAUGUCCUGUGAUGUUUAGUUUGAUGCAGCCUUCAUCAAGAACCUCAUGGCUGUCCUCCUUCCACAGGGGCCAAUUCUGAGUGCCUUGUGCAUGAAAUCUGUAUUUGCUGUAGGUGAAACAAAGUACUUCACUUCUGAGUAGCCAUUUCUAGUGGCUGUGGUAUUCAGGUUUUAUUUUUAUCCAUAGCUGCACUAAUCACAGAUGUUGCUGUGCUGCUGGCAGGCACUGCCCUCCUGACUGUAGAGACCACCUCAUGAUCCUGGGAUGAACAGACAUGUAGUGUAAUAAAAACCUGGUAAAGCCAGAUAGCAAUCACAUAAAUAAGUGAAAAUAGCAAAUAAACAUGAAAAGUAAUCACACUUUAACCA